Molecule: messenger RNA, 315 nt
Organism: Trichoderma gamsii
Lineage: Eukaryota; Fungi; Ascomycota; Sordariomycetes; Hypocreales; Hypocreaceae
Exons: 1
Coding region: 1-315 (104 amino acids)
Source: RefSeq, a predicted model, not a curated record
AUGGCUUCUAGCAUUACUGGCAACAAGGCGUCAAGCGGUGCGACGCAGAGCAAUACUUGGAUCAAAUUGUCGCUGCUCGAACAUAACAUCAACACAACACCAAAUGCCGCCGCCCCAAUGAUCGCUCAAGAUAUCAAAAACAAUAACGAAGACGAUAAAGAAAGGAAACUUCUUGACGACCUUUCAUCAGUAUCAGGUGACUACGCGAGAUAUAAGAAUAUCAACCCAGAAAGAGUCCCUGGAACUUGCGAGUGGUUCUUGGGGGAUGACCGGUUCUGCGAAUGGCGAGAUAGCCAAACUGGAGCGCUGUUAUAG